AUGAGGCGAUGUGCUCUCACUGUAGUUUCAGCAACAUGGACGCCUGCCAACACCAGUGCCUCUACGGCCGCCGCAGUCGCUGGUGUAUUGCAGUGGGACACGAGGCGUUGUUGUCAUCAACAUGCUAAGGGUCGUAAGUCGUAUUGCAGUGCGACUUCCUUCAAACUUCAGCCGCACGAGGUGAAUGACACAAACGUCCCGUCGGCGCGAGAGGUGCUGGCGAUGAUACCCCUGCGUGAGGAGUUGCAGCAGCAGUUACCAUCAGCGCGGGAGCUGGAGGCGCAAUGCGUGCAGCCGCCGGGGGUGAAAACGAGGCCAGCAAUGAGGUGGGGUGAACCGCCACUGUGGCCAAACAGCGACACAGUGGAGGAGAUUAUGGAUGAGGAGCGCUACGGUAGCGAGGAGGGGAAGGAUGUGGUGCCGCCGCCGUCGCCUGAGCACAUUUUGCUGGCUUGGAAGGCGCUGCUGUGGGGCUCCGUGUACGCCGUGAUUGGGGUUGCCGUCGUGGUGUGUGUGGCGAUGUACGCCUGCGGGAAGAGCUCGGUGGAGGAGGUGUUGGGGCACCUGCGGGGUCGGGCGGAGCGGGAGCGUCGUCGUCUUGCUGCGGAGGGCGAAGAAGUGAGUUAUUACGUGGUGGACCUCACCAGCCCAGCCACGCUGGUUGCGCAGGUGCAGGAGGUUUGGCACGUGCUAGAGGAGCUUGCCAAGGACGGGGGUGAGGGCGAACAUGUCUCUUUGGAAAGCGGGGAAGGCGAGGCGCAUGCGCGUUCUAUCGGAGUUGAGAAGACCGCGACGGUGCACAAGUAA
Messenger RNA from Trypanosoma rangeli, 807 nucleotides. RefSeq lists its product as uncharacterized. NCBI's taxonomy places the organism in Eukaryota, Euglenozoa, Kinetoplastea, Trypanosomatida, Trypanosomatidae. Bases 1 to 807 code for a protein of 268 amino acids. The record is from RefSeq and is a predicted model, not a curated record. The transcript has a single exon.